Molecule: messenger RNA, 2049 nt
Organism: Fomitiporia mediterranea MF3/22
Lineage: Eukaryota; Fungi; Basidiomycota; Agaricomycetes; Hymenochaetales; Hymenochaetaceae
Exons: 16
Coding region: 1-2049 (682 amino acids)
Biological process (GO): regulation of DNA-templated transcription; DNA-templated transcription
Molecular function (GO): DNA binding; zinc ion binding; DNA-binding transcription factor activity, RNA polymerase II-specific
Source: RefSeq, a predicted model, not a curated record
AUGCAGCAGAACCACAUCCACGAGCUCGCAAAGACUCUUCCCCCACCCCGGCGCCAGAACGUCGCGUGUGACGCUUGCAGGACGCGCAAGGUCAGAUGCACCCAGCUCCCGGGACAGGACAAGUGCCAGCACUGUAUCGCCAAAAAUUACCCUUGCACGUACGUCGACCCCCCCCCCCCAUUUCUUCACUAUGUGCAGCAACAGACUUCUGAGAAAAAGCGCGGCACUGGCGCAAGUCGACGAGCCCGAGCGGCAAGCGCAGCGAAUCCCAGGCGAUUGCCCGCUGCAUCAGCACUUCUGACGCUGUCUAUAAAUAGAUCGUCUGGACCAGAGACUUCUCUUUCGAACGGACAGGGAAACAAGCCAUAUGGCACCCAGUACUCACUCUUCCUCCCCUACCAGCUCCCAAAUUCUCGAGGGUCUCCCAAAGCCGCCACCACCCAGUUGCUGGCCUACCUCUUCUCGCCGGAGGGACCGACUGAUCCCGCGUCCUUCUCGGCCUCUGCUCGGGGCCGCUCGCCAACCUACCAUGACUGGGGCGAAAUGAGCAUACGCCUGGAAUCCGAGGCGUUCCGCAUAGAGUUUGCCCUGGACCUUGUCGAAGUCUUUUUCCAAAUAUGCCACACGCGACUACCGCUGCUCAACCCAACGCAGUUCCGCUCACGGCUCAAAUUCGCACUUGCUCCGCCACAGUCCCCCGCUCCGGCAGAGAAACCACUUCACCCGGCUCUCCUCGCAACGGUAAUAGCAUGGGGCGCGAAGUUCUCCGAGCAUCCUUUGCUUAUCGCAGAUCGUGAGGGUGCUGGUGGACAAAGCCGUCUAGCGCGUACACUUGUCAAUCGAGCGCGAGAAGUUGCGGAGGCGGAGAAAGUGCACCGAAUUAGCAGUGUAGACCAUGUUGUCAUUGCACUGCUAAUUGAACCGCUACAAAACCAAACGCCCGAAGACCCCGAUUACUUUCAUGGCUUCUGGCUUACCUGUGCCAUCCGACAUCUUCUUUUUCUCCAGAUCAAUCACAAAUCUGUCAUGACGAAUAUACAAGAUCCCGAGUCUCGGGGUACAAUGAUCUUCGCUUGGUGGAUGGCCUGUCUAGCGGACGCGUACCACUCGGCUUAUUAUCGCCGUAAGCCACAAUUAGACGACGAUGAUUAUGAUAUCGACUUUUACACUGUUGAUCCCAUACCUCCGGAGGUCCACGACGUGCAAAGUGUAUCCUUAUCACCUCGGGAGCAGUACGAAGUAAGUGGGUAUUACCGCGCAGCACAUGCUCUCGCACGGAUAUGCCGACACAUGUCGAAGCAAUUAUGGCGGCCUACUACGGAAUCGGAUGGAAUCCCGUUCGAUGUCCUGUGUAAUAUCGUCAGCAGCCUCAACGAUUGGCGGGAAGAACACCUUCCACGCGUUGGUGUGCCGAGUGACUUUGAGUCUGAGUGGGAUUUCGUGUCUGCCGUGUCUGCUUGUGCGAGUGAUGCGACCUAUCAUGUCAUGUGGGUCAUUGUCUUCAAUGCUGUUGAUGAUUUCGGGAUCAAGGAGUUCAACGAGGCCGUUCGGUUGAAUGCCUUGGGAAACGUACCGGCAAACCCCACAAUCGAAUCCGUGAAGCACAAGAUUCUCGACGAAGCAUUACAUGGUGCCCUUCGCAUCGCUGGUCUGACAGGCGUCUUGACGUCCAACGGCUACUUAAAACUCGACCCAGCAGUCAUGCACUUCAGCUGUCUAACAGCCGGUACACUCCUCGCCCGACUCGGUCGACCAGAAGUAACAAACUGUAUCGGCGGUCUAAAACAAUACAACUACGCGUAUGAAGAGGCGGGAGACGAGGCUAUCGAGAUGGAGCGGAUUUAUUCGAAUGCGUUGAAUGGUGACUCGGAUGUUAACCAUAUGGCGUCUGUCGUGCUUCCUCAACAUCAACACCCGGGUGCAACCGCCGCUCCUGGUGGUGCUAGUGGUGGUGCGCAUAAUCAGGGUCAGGCGAUGGUAGUUGACCCGCCUUCGUAUGGGACGAACGGUCCUUCUGGUCAAGCAGUGAAUCAGUCCCCUUUCGCAUGA